This is a messenger RNA of Hyposmocoma kahamanoa, 1448 nucleotides long. RefSeq names its product protein amnionless (gene Amnionless). Gene Ontology annotation, biological process: receptor-mediated endocytosis; intracellular protein localization. Gene Ontology annotation, cellular component: endocytic vesicle; apical plasma membrane. The coding region runs from base 15 to 1316 and encodes 433 amino acids. The transcript has a single exon. Lineage: Eukaryota; Metazoa; Arthropoda; Insecta; Lepidoptera; Cosmopterigidae. The record is from RefSeq and is a predicted model, not a curated record.
ACACGUGUAGUACAAUGCAGAGGGUAUAUAUAUUAUUUAUUUUCAUUGCAUUUGCAUCUUCUGACGUAGUGAAAUGGUUACCAGACAAAAGCUUCAGCUUAGCAACGAACUUCAGAGAUCACAAGCGUCCCUGUUCAAAACAAACAGUAAUUUUCCCCCAAACUAUGUACGAAAGUACAACUAUUGACUCGGAUAUUUCUGUAAGUGGAAUGGUUCUGCCUAAAGACGGAUCAUUGACAAUCGAUGCAACUAUAAAAUUUGGAAGAGAUCCCAAUGACAAUUGCACUGAAGAAGGAAACACUUACUUUAUGCCAAGUUCAACAGCUUCGUGGGCUCAAGUAGACGUUUGGUCUUCACCAAGAUUUAAUAAGGCGACACCAGAUUUUGAAAGAGUGCCUUGUUUCGAUGACAUCGCAGAGUUUGCAACAAAUGCUGAAUUCACCCUGAAGUUACCGGAUCUUACGCAACGUAUUCAAGGCAUAAAGUACGGUUCAAUCAUUUAUAAAACAGAUUCCUUCUUACAUUACCUUACAAUAGACUCAUCAGCUUUGCACAUUUUGCAUGACAACCAAGCAUUUAUUCUGAAUAAGUUUGGAGAAACAGGAGUUAUUUUGGAAACGAAACAAUGUAAAUCAAGAGCUGGGUGUCCGUGCCAAGAGCAGCUUCAAGAAAUGGAUUGUUCACUGAAAUUUUGUCCAGUACCAAAGUGUGUGAAUCCAAUCCAGCCAACAGGUCAUUGCUGUAAAAUCUGCGGUGGAUAUUUAACAAUUAACGUAGAUCAAACAUUUGAGAUGAUGGCGUUUAAAGAAAAAGUUGAGAAGAUUGUUGAGUCCUACGGGAAAAAUUAUCUUUAUUAUCACAUAGGUAGAAUUCCUGGAAACAAGGUGCAAUUGAUCAUGGUAGAUAAAGACGAAUACGUCGGGAAUAGUGCUUUAGUAGUUCAUGAAGUGGCAGUUGUAAUUGGCAAUUCCUAUUUGGAAGCUAAAGCUGUAUAUAGCGGUAGUCCUUUGUCACUGUCGGGUAUGGAAGGAAAGAUUUCGUUUUCUAUGUUUUUCUUGGUGAUUUUAAUAAUGGGUGCCAUAUUUGUAUAUUACUACAAGAUGCCGGAAAUGCGGUUUCCUUUCACGAUGUAUGCGGGUGGACGCAGAGCUGUGAUUUCGAGAUUCAACAGGAGGACAGACAGCGUGGUAUCAUUGACGAGUAGAAGAGACUCGGAAUCCCCAAUUGGCACUAGCGCAGGUACGGCAUUCAGAAACCCUCUGUACGAUUCUAAGAGGGGGCGUGUCCAGGUCGAUGAGACAUUAAUUGAGGAAUAAUGUUGUUUAUUCUAUUGUAGUUGAAUAAAAGAUAAUACUUAUAUUAAUGAUAAUAAAGUUCUUUCGUGAAUUCUUGAGUUAUUGUUACUUAAAAUUAAUGACAGCCUAAUAAGAAAUUUUACAUUUUUGACG